AUGAAUCCGAGGAUCGUCAUCAUCGGUGCGGGGGCGGCUGGAGUGGCCGCCGCGACGCGGCUCAUCGAGCGGGGCUACAAAAACUUGAAGAUUCUCGAAGCGGAACAUCGCAUCGGUGGCCGGAUCCAUACCGUACCGUUCGGGGCUAACGUAGUUGACCUGGGCGCACAAUGGUGCCACGGCGAGAAAGGGAACGUGUGCUACGAGCUGGGCUCCAAGUAUAGCGUGUUUGAUUCGAACAGCGCCCGCUACGAGCGGUUCGUGCUGACACGCUCGAAUGGUGAGCAGAUACCGAAGGAGCAGAGCGAAAAGCUGCUCGGGUUGAUCUGGUCCAUCCUUGAGACGCACAAGCACGAGCUGACCGGGUACCGGGGUUCGCUCGGGUCGUUCAUCAUGGGCAAGUUCCGGGCGCUGCUCGAGACGCCCGAGUACGCGGACGUGGACGGUGAGACGGCGUACCAGGUGUUGGAGUUUUUCCACAAGUUUGAAAACUCGAUCGAAGCCUCCGACAGCUGGUUCGAUACGUCCGGACCGGGCUAUCUGCACUACUGGGAGUGUGAUGGGGAUUUGUUGCUGAACUGGCGCGACAAGGGCUACCGGACGGUGCUGGAAAUACUCAUGAAACGACACCCAUUGGCAACGGCAACGGAAGCAAUCAACCUGGAGGAUUACACACAUUUUAACAAAACCGUGGCCAACAUCAACUGGACGGCUGGCCCCGACAGUCUGGUAUCGAUCCGCUGCACGGAUAAUAGCGUCUACGACGCGGACCAUGUGAUAUGCACGAUUUCGCUGGGUGUCCUCAAGGAGCGCUACCAGUCGAUGUUUACGCCCGAUCUGCCUCCGAUCAAGCGGAAUGCCAUUCAGGGCCUUACGAUCGGGACAGUUAACAAGUUGUUUCUGGAGUUCGAGAAGCCAUUCUGGGUGAAGGGCUGGCAGGGGUUGAGUUUGAUCUGGAACAAGGCCGAUCUGGAGGAGGUACGCAAGAUGCCCGACAGCUGGAUGGAGGACGUGUUUGGGUUUUACAUCGUCGACUACCAACCGAACGUGCUGUGCGGAUGGAUUUCGGGCAAACACGCCCGUCGGAUGGAGCGUGCGAGCGAUGAAGAUGUCCGGCGAGCGUGCAUGUUCCUGUUGCGGAAGUUUAUGAAGGGUUGUACCAUCCCGGAGCCGGUGCGAUUUCAGCGGACGGCGUGGUAUUCUAACCCGAACUUUCGUGGAUCGUACACCUUCCGCUCGAUGACGACGGAUCUGCUGAAUACGUCCGCGUCCCAUCUGGCCAUUCCGCUGACCAAUUCGUGCGGCAUGCCGGUGGUGCAGUUUGCGGGCGAGGCUACGCACGAUCACUACUUCUCGACGGUGCAUGGCGCCGUGGAGACGGGAUGGCGCGAAGCCAACCGGUUGAUCGAUCUUUACGAUAGGUUGAUACCGCCCUUUAACCAUGGCCCGAAGGCGUACGUCGAUGUACUGAUCUUAGGAGCGGGCAUUGCCGGGCUUGGAGCCGCAAAGCAGCUGCGCAAUUCCGGCAAAAGCUUCGCCAUCCUGGAAGCCCAAUCCAUACCGGGUGGGCGCAUCAGCACGAAGCCACUCAAGAAGCACCACGCGGGUGGGAAAGGUUGCCAGCUGGUGGAAGCGGGUGCCCAGUGGCUGCAUGGCCGGCAGAACGAACUGCACGAGGUGGCCAAACGUAACGGGCUGUUGCGUGAGGAAACGUCCGAGGAGGGGCUGGGCGAGUUCCUGCGAGACGAUGGUUUCCGGAUAGACGAUCAUUUGGCGAAGCGUGUCGACUUUAUCGUCGGCCAAAUCCUGGAGCAAUGUGAGGAAUUUGCGGCACGAGCCAUUCACGACCGAGACGGCAUGUACCCGGCCUCGUUGGAGGCUUUUCUGCGCGAACAGUUCCGGAAGCGCACGGAAAAGGACUUCUCCGCGGAUCAGAAAGUGCUGGCGCAACAGCUACUCGAUUGGCACUGCCGGUUUCAGAUCAUCGACAAUUCGUGCCUGCACGUAUCGGACAUUUCGGCCAAGCUGUGGGGCAGCUAUUCGUUCAACGGCGAAAGCUGCCAGGCGCACAUCAACAUGCGGUACGGCUUCCAGGCGCUCGUCAACUGUUUGAUCGAGGAGAUCGGUACGGAGAAGAUCGUCUACAACAAGGCGAUCUGCGAGAUCCGUUGGUUGGACUCGCGCGGGAAAGUGAUCGUGAAGUGUACCGAUGGUACGGUGUACUGUUGCCAGCACCUGAUCGUAACGUUUUCGCUUGGUGUGCUGAAAGACACGAUGGACCAGCUGUUCCAGCCGAACCUGCCUUCCAGCUAUAGCCGGUCGAUCCGCAGCAUCGGUUACGGGACGAUCGACAAGAUCUUCCUGCAGUUCGAGGACGCGUGGUGGGGCAAAGCGGAAGGCAUUCAGUUGGUGUGGCGCGAUGAGUUACGCAAGGACUCGCACUGGACGCGCUUUAUCUCGGGGUUUGACGUGCUUAGUCCUGGCCCGCCAAACACGCUGCUCGGUUGGAUCGGAAGCUACGGUGCGCUCGAGAUGGAAGCGCUUAACGACGAGCAGAUCGUGAGCGAUUGCGUGUUUAUUUUGGAGAAAUUCACUAAGAAAAAAGUACCUAAACCUGUCAAUUAUUACUGCACUCGAUGGAACUCCAAUCGUUACAUUCGCGGCUCGUACAGCUAUACCUCGGUUAACUGCGACCACGAGCACAACUUCAUGUCCAACCUGACGGAAACACUAGUAUGCAAUCAGUACGACAAAUUAGGGGAAGAAUCGCGCAAAAAGGAUACGCUGCCACCAUCGGGCACAACGGCGAGUGCAAGUCGCGGUUCGAGCACUCCGAAUCGUGGUGGAGGAUCGAGCAAGGGUGCCACGGCCAGUGGCCAUAGCACUAGCAGCAGUAACAGCAGCAACACGUUAACCAAUGUGCCAGUGACGAACGCAGGGCAGAGCAGUAACAGCAACACCCCAAGCAAACCAGCAACGGCGGUGGCCACUUCGACGGUAGCGACAUCAACCAAUACUGCCAGUAGCGCCAAAGCCAGUAGCACCACGAACACCGUCACUAGUGCGACGGUUUCCGGUUCCAAAGGAGCAAGUGGUAACAGUAGCACUAGCAACAGCAGCAGCAGCAACAGCAGUAUUUACAACAGUGCCACAAUUCACUUUGCCGGUGAAGCCUGCCACGAGCGGUACUUCUCGACCGUUCACGGUGCCUAUCUGUCCGGGAUGGAACAGGCGAAAAAGCUGAUGGCCGACAAACGCUAGCUCGUGGACGGAAUGGAGAGCAACAAUUAACCACAAAUACCGAACACAAUCGUAACGAAAUCAAAAGAACCGACAACUGAAACGUGCUGACCAAUAGAUACAAAACAAAGUAGGAAAGUAGCGAUCAAUUGUGGUAGCAAGUUAGACCGCACUCUUAUUAGCAAGCUCAUCUAGGAGCCAAAACAGAGGUGAAAAUUAGUCCUAUAAGCGUGUAGCAAAGCAAUCCCGCUAACUAAACCCCGAACGAAACCGGGAACAAAGCUGCAGGAAAAAAGUUAAACAAUUGAAAAGGAUAACAACAAGAGACACAGACACACAUACACAAACACACAAUCUCUCUUUAACGUAGAGCGCAGCGAGAUAUCAAGAAGAACGUGCGGAAAGGCGCACACGAAACUAUUUACUUUGAGCUAUCUUGCGGAGUAGAUACAUAAAAACGAGAUGAACACUAGGGAAUAUAUUUACGUAGCUUUAAAAGUAACAUCUUCCAUUAUUAGCAACCCACCAGCGUCUUUCCUUCCGCGACGAUUUUAUCUCCAGUCUCUUCCGCCGAUCUUCCAUCCGUCACUGUUCCACCGAUCCCGUUUUUCCCCACCUAUCGCGUCCUCGGGCAGGGAGUCUCUUUGCUCCUCCCGAAAACCAUACCAACGUGUGUGACAAUUCCCAAGGUUUUGCUGUGCAUUUCUUAACGUUAGAAAAAAAUUACGUUCCUUGCGUAGGGCUGGGUAGGACCUAUAUUUGUUUCAUCGUAGGAUUAGACUAGUCAAACGUAGGGGACGAGGAGUUGCGACUGUGAGACAUUCGAAUGCUCGUAGGAAUAUUAGCCGAAAGAUAACAAGAACGGUGCGUGUUGGGUGGGGUUGGGUGCGCGCGAAGUCUAUUGUUUCUAUUUUAGAGCAAA
Messenger RNA from Anopheles nili, 4162 nucleotides. RefSeq lists its product as uncharacterized. Bases 1 to 3261 code for a protein of 1086 amino acids. The record is from RefSeq and is a predicted model, not a curated record. The transcript has 5 exons. NCBI's taxonomy places the organism in Eukaryota, Metazoa, Arthropoda, Insecta, Diptera, Culicidae. Gene Ontology annotation, molecular function: polyamine oxidase activity.